CGGCGGCGGGAAGCGCGAGGGGGCGGGUCCUAAAGCGAGACCCCGCCCUCUCCCCGCCCCCAAGCGGGCGUGGCCGAAACGCGGUCUGCCGGCGGCGGCGUUUAAAGAGGCCGCGGGGACGCGGGCGCGCCACCGGCACCGGCAGCCACCGGCACCCCGACCGGCACCCCGCUGCACCCCGCCAGGUGGCAGGAUGGCAAGUGAGCGGCUGCGCAGCACCCAGGACCUGCUGGAUCUCACUUUCCAGUCCCUGGCCAUGCAGCACAUGGACCUGAAGCAGGUGGAGCUGGACACGGCAGUGGCCAAGGUGGACGAGCUCUCCCGGCAGCUCGAAUCCCUCUGGACUGACGGUCCCGGACCCCCCAAGCAGGAGCCGUACAGCCCCAGCCGGACCCGCUCGCCCCUUGGCCGGAGGAGCCUGGCACCGGAGAACCCUGAGUUAUCAGGGGACCUGCUGGGGCGCCCCGGCUCCCCCCGGACCCCCCAUUACCUCCCGGGGGAGGAGCGGGCCCCCUCGCCCCGUCCCAAGGUGCUGUCAGUGCCCUACGAGGGGCUAGCGCUGCCCAGCCCAGGGGGCCGAGCCCCCUCCCCACGCCCCCAUCGUCCCUAUGAGUUCCUGGGGCUCGGGGGGUCCCCCCGAGCAGGCGAGGGGUCCGUGUUCUUCCCUGAGCGGGCGCCCUCGCCCCGGCCCCCCGCGCCCCCACCCUACGAGAUGCAUGGGCUGUACCCCUCCGUCAGCAGCCCCACCGUCACCUUCCGGGCACAGGAUGACCUCGUGAUCAAGCGGCGGCCGCAGAAGAGUUGGAACGAGUCCGACCUGGACGUGGCCUAUGAGAAGAAACCCCCUGGCUCCGGGGGCUAUGACCGCACCGGCGAGGGGCAGCCGGGGCUGCGGCCGUCCCUGGGGCUGGCGGUGGCACCCUGGAGGGAAUCGAGCCUGGACGGAGCCGGCGGGCAGGGCAAGGACGGUGCCUACGGGGGGCACAGCGCCACGCUGCCCCGUAACUACAAGGUGUCCCCGCUGGCGGGCGAGCGGCGGGUGGAGGGCUCCUUUCGGCGCUCGGCACCCGGCACCCUGCCCCGCAGCUGGCACUUCCCCCAGCAGCCCGUCUCCCGCAUCCCCGUGCCCCCCCAGGGUGGACGGCCCCCCCGCCACAAGCCCCUGCCCCUCUCCAUGAUCUUUAAGCUGCAAAAUGCUUUUUGGGAGCAGGGGGUCGGCGGUUCUCGGGGACUUCCCCUCGUCCCCCCUGCCGGCCCCCGUGCACCCCAAAAGCAGCCCCAGCUCCCGGCGCUGCCCCAGGCACCCCCGGCGCUGCCUGGGGGUGAAGGAUCCGGGCGUCCUGUGCCCCCUGAGACCGUCCCACCGGAGGGGGAGCCGGAGCUGGAGCGGCUGCUGCAGGGUGGGGAGGCUGAGGGGCUGGAGCGGCCCCUGAGCCCCACGCGGCUGCAGCCCCUGCUGCCCCCCGAGGCCCAGCGGGUCCCCGAGUUUGAGGAGGUGGCGCGGGUGCUGGCUGAGAUGCCGCGGCCCCUCAAGCGCCGCGGCUCCAUGGAGCAGAGCCCCGGGCCGGUGCUGCCACCCACCCGCACCCGCCAGUACCAGCAGCUCAUCACCCGCCUCCUGCACCGUCCGCCCCGCCGCGACGAGGCCCCGGCCCCCGGUGAUGCUGCCGCCUCGCCCGACCUGCCACCACCCACUCCGGUGGUCCCUGAGGCCCGGCCGCCUCGCCAAAGCCCCCCACCGCCGUCCCCGAGCAGCCCCGCACCCGCACCGGAGCGGCGCUCGGCCCUGCGCGACCCCUCCUCGCCCCGCAGGCGCCCCGGGGCCCACGUGCGCCUCAACCCCCUGGUGCUGCUGCUGGAUGCGGCCCUGACCGGGGAGCUGGACGUGGUGCAGCAGGCGGUGGCCGAGCUGAACGACCCCAGCCAGCCCAACGACGAGGGCAUCACGGCGCUGCACAACGCCAUCUGCGGCGCCAACUACGGCAUCGUUGACUUCCUCAUCGCCAGUGGGGCCAAUGUCAACUCCCCCGACAGCCACGGCUGGACGCCGCUGCACUGCGCGGCCUCGUGCAACGACACGGGAGUGUGCGUGGCCCUGGUGCGCCACGGCGCUGCCAUCUUCGCCACCACCACCAGCGACGGCAGCCUGGCUGUGGAGAAGUGCGACCCGUACCGGGAGGGCUACGCCGACUGCUACAACUACCUCACUGAGGUGGAGCAGAGCAUGGGGGUGCUGAACAGCGGGGUGGUGUACGCGCUGUGGGACUACAGCGCCGAGUUUGGGGAUGAGCUGUCCUUCCGCGAGGGCGAGCCCGUCACCGUUCUGCGCCGCCAGCCCCAGGAGGAGCUCGACUGGUGGUGGGGGUCCCUCUACGGCCACGAGGGCUACGUCCCCCGCAACUACUUUGGGCUCUUCCCCAGGGUACGGCCGCACCGGAAGAAGGUCUAAGUGGGGGCCCUGAGGACACGGUGGGGGCUCUGAGCCGGCCCCAGCCCCCGCUAGCCCCCUGGAUGCAUGGGUCCCCUUGCUGGUGGGCACCUCCUCAGCUGUCCCCCCCCAUCCCAUCCCAUCCCAUCCCACCCCACUCUGAGCAAGGCACCAGGGUGCCCCCCACCCCUGUGGUGUCAUAUACCAACCCCCCCAUCUGGUGGCAGCGGGUGUCACCCCACAGUGUUGGCUUCUCGGGGGAGUAAAGAACCUUCAGCUGCA
Molecule: messenger RNA, 2710 nt
Organism: Phalacrocorax carbo (great cormorant)
Lineage: Eukaryota; Metazoa; Chordata; Aves; Suliformes; Phalacrocoracidae
Source: RefSeq, a predicted model, not a curated record